AUGUCUUCCUACGCUGAGGCUAAGACUGGUGUCUUCUGGGACAUUGAGGAUUGUCCAAUCCCUAAUGGUCUCGAUCCCGUUUCGGUUUCUCAAAACAUCAAAUCAGCUCUCGCGAAUCAAGGUUAUCGUGGUGAGGUUUCAAUCAAUGCUUACAAAGAGAAGAAGACGAUUCGAAAUGACUUUGAACUCGCAGGAAUCAACUUGGUAAUCGCAGGAGAUAAACAUGGUAGAUCCAUGAGUAUGUUUAACGCUUUUUUUGGCUGGGUACUGAGGAAUCGUGGUGCAAAUACAAAUUUGUUGAUAAUCUCAAGAGACAAGACCGAGUUCUUCACUCAUCUCGAAGGCUGUGUAGCGGAAAAUCACAAUAUCCUCUUAGCAGAGUCUGAAGAACCACCAGAAAGAUGUUCCAAGUGCGGGAUUGCCUUGGACAAGCCUCCUAUCUCCGACAAGCCGGUUUUCGGAAAUGAAGAAUGGUUUUGGACAAGCCUAGCAACUGGAGGAGAACCCAUCAAAAGACCAGAGCUUUGUACUGUUGAGGGUAAGGAUACUGAGGAGUAG
Molecule: messenger RNA, 558 nt
Organism: Arabis nemorensis
Lineage: Eukaryota; Viridiplantae; Streptophyta; Magnoliopsida; Brassicales; Brassicaceae
Source: the annotation of a GenBank genome assembly